Messenger RNA from Sitophilus oryzae (rice weevil), 1098 nucleotides. RefSeq lists its product as uncharacterized. The record is from RefSeq and is a predicted model, not a curated record. Bases 1 to 1098 code for a protein of 365 amino acids. NCBI's taxonomy places the organism in Eukaryota, Metazoa, Arthropoda, Insecta, Coleoptera, Curculionidae. The transcript has a single exon.
AUGAUGGAGAAUCAAAAUAUAGCCUCGGAUGAAAUUUAUAGUGAACGGAAUUUAGGCAGAGGGUUCCGGGAACUAGAGCUACAGUCUCCCGAAGCCAGGAAUGGAGCGAGUGGCAUUCCGGCCCGUAGAGCUACCACAAUGACCCAUCAGGAUCCCACAACAACAGAGAGCCCCACCCCUGGAAGCUCUACUAGUUUGCAAACCAGUCAAGGAGUUGCUGCUGGUAGAAAAACAACUAGAAAGAAAAUAAAUUGGAGCAAAGAAAUGAAUUGUAACGUAGUAAAAGCAUUUCUAUUCGUUAACGAAUGUAGGGAUGACCCACUUCCGGGGUGGAGACAAAAAUUACACAUGGAAUUUAAACAACGGCAUUCAGAACUUGAGCUCACGGAACAAAACCUAGCUGAUCGACUGAGAUUGAUAUAUAGGAAGCAAAUGGUAGCACUAGCUGAAAUAGAUGAAAUCAGACGUAGCGUUGGAAGAGAAAUCCACAACUCAGAGGAAGGUGAAAGCUCAGUUAUGUUAGCUGUACAUGAAAGUGACACACCACAUGAAACUUGCCAGACAAAUGAUACACCACAUGAAUCUUGCCAGACUGAAGCAGAAGAAAAUAGAGCAGCAGCUGCAUGCAAAUUGAAAGACAAUUACCAGCUAUUUGAAGAUACCAACCCCUUAUGUAGACCAUACCUUCCAAAACUAAACAUCAAGAAAGAAACCUUUAAAAUCAUAGAAGUAGUGAAUGAUGCUCUAGAAAAAUUAGUGGCUAGUGUUGACGACCUUGAUGAACUACAUCGAGCCAUAUACGCUGCAGCCAUCACGGUCCUUGAAAUAAACCAACAACAACCCUACACUACAGAACUAACAAAAAAAUCUAAAAUACAGAAGCAACCUGCUUGGAAGAAUAGACUACUAUCCCAAAUAGACAAAUUAAGAGCAAAGGCGGACGUGAUACAUGAAUACAUCAACGGAAAUACAAGCAGAAAAGUAAGGCAUAAGAUAGAGGAUAUUCUUAAAACGAUCAAGCUCGAGAAAUCUGACCCAGAAUUCAACCGAAAACUUACAUGCUUUAGAGAUGAGCUUAGACAAAAAUUUAAAAAGUGA